Sphaeroforma arctica JP610 is the source of this 1171-nucleotide messenger RNA. RefSeq lists its product as hypothetical. Gene Ontology annotation, cellular component: cytosol; RQC complex. Gene Ontology annotation, biological process: ribosome-associated ubiquitin-dependent protein catabolic process; rescue of stalled cytosolic ribosome. The transcript has 7 exons. The coding region runs from base 1 to 1161 and encodes 386 amino acids. The record is from RefSeq and is a predicted model, not a curated record. NCBI's taxonomy places the organism in Eukaryota, Ichthyosporea, Ichthyophonida. Gene Ontology annotation, molecular function: ubiquitin protein ligase activity; ribosomal large subunit binding.
AUGGGGAGAAGUAAAAACGAUGACAGACAAAAGAAGGGAACCACUUCCUCUUCUUCACAGGCUGCUGCUGAAUUGGUAUCACGACAAAGUCCUAAUGCUUUUGUAGGCUUUCAGUCACUGCAGAACAACCCUGUGUUUCUCGCAGCAGGUGGCCAGGGAGGGCACGUUGAUGGGAGUGGUUCGGAUCUACUCACAGAUUCAAAGUUUAAAAUAGUGUUUAAAAGUUUGUUAAAGAGAGAUGCCGUGACUAAAGUGAAGGCUCUACAGAGUUUGGGCGAAUUAAUAAAAACGGCUGACGAGGCGGCGGUAGUACAGUCCCUUCCGUUGCUGGAUCAGAUUGUGGCCAGUAAGAAGUUCUGGAGUCUUCUGCAGUCGGACAGCGUAGAGAUACGUGGUCGCUUCUAUACACUGCUGUUGUGUGCCGUCUCUGCUGACCAAACGGGCAUUGAGGCGAACAUGUCAUUGGCCGCACCGGCAGUGCUGUCAAUGUGUGGGGAGAAGCAGAGUGGGCUACAGACAGCUAUGUGGAAUACAUACCUCACAGUGCUUCAGCAGAUGCCUUGUAUAUGGGUCACGGUCAAGAAGGGCGCCAUAACACAUUUGAAGCUAUGGAAGAUGCUGUCGUCCGCUGGCCAUGGCUCGCCCGCCUUAGCGCUGCCGUGCUGCGUACCGUUGCUGUCAGUGCUACCGUCACACGUGCGCAGAGACGUGUUGUUUGUGGACAAGUGGCUCUCCUGCACGUGGGAGGGUGUGACUGUGUGUGCCACGGAUACGCAGAGAAACGUUGUGGUCAAUGGAUAUGUGGAGGCUCUGGCCUAUCUGUCUAAAGACGCGCGUGAGUGCGAAGAUUCCCAUGCGUUGUUAAGCAAGAUGUGGUUGGGCCACACCCUAGCAACGGUGGCGGAGGCCAUGACAACCAAUCAAAUGGCACUAGACUGCCGUACGCUCUUCAAUGGUGUGGCGGGUAUCCUAUCUACCGGUUGCGUUCCAUCCGACAUCCAAACAGAGUUUACGACACAAUUGAAACAGGCAGCUGUCGCAAAAUCCGAGGCAGACGUCGCAAAUUCAGCAGAGCACGGCGCCUCCAUCGCAAGGGCCGCAUGCGAGCACCUUUCCCCUGCACUCAUCGCCUUUGUCCAAUUCGGUGGUGAGUAUAUAUAAACAUUUGUCU